GCACUGGCGGCUCGGGAGGGGUGAGGAAAGCGAAAACGGGGGUGGGGUGCGGAAUGCACGGCCAAAGCGACUUUAAUAGUGAAACUUCGGGAGAGAAAGGGACAGGCUCUCUCCCCAGGUAACUAACUACCUUGGGAUGAAAACCAUGAAUAUAGACGGAAGUGGCAGGCAGCAGCAACUUUGAGAUUCAAAGUCCCAGAUGAUGUCUUCCAGUUGUUGACCUGAGUCACAAGUUUAUGCUCUGAUGCCUGGAGCCAGAGGGAGCAAUUAGGUGGAUUUUUCAGUUUCUGUGGGAGGGAAAGUCCUACCUCUAACCAAAACAUCUAGGAAAGCAGAGUCUCCAAAAUUGAAAGGAGGGGAUGCAUAAGGUAUGUCUUUGUGAAAGGUCCCAGUGAUCUCUCUUAUGACAUCUAAAAUUCGGAUUAAAACAGGGUGAGCCCACCAUGACUGGCAAAACACAGACCAGCAAUGUCACCAAUAAGAAUGACCCCAAGUCAAUCAACUCCCGUGUUUUCAUCGGCAAUCUAAAUACAGCCAUUGUCAAGAAAGUUGACAUUGAAGCCAUUUUCUCAAAGUAUGGAAAAAUAGUUGGAUGUUCAGUUCACAAAGGUUAUGCAUUUGUACAGUACAUGAGUGAGCGCCAUGCAAGAGCUGCAGUUGCUGGAGAAAAUGCCAGGAUCAUCGCAGGCCAACCACUUGAUAUCAACAUGGCAGGAGAACCCAAACCAUACAGACCAAAACCUGGAAACAAGCGGCCCCUUUCUGCACUUUAUAGGCUUGAGUCAAAGGAGCCUUUCCUGUCUGUUGGUGGUUAUGUCUUUGACUAUGAUUAUUACAGAGAAGAUUUCUACAAUCGGUUAUUUGAUUACCAUGGGCGUGUGCCUCCGCCUCCCCGCGCAGUAAUUCCACUGAAGCGCCCCAGAGUGGCUGUAACGACGACUCGCAGAGGAAAAGGAGUCUUUUCCAUGAAAGGGGGAUCAAGAUCUACUGUCAGUGGGUCUUCUUCAUCAGGCUCUAAAUUGAAAUCAGAUGAGCUGCAGACAAUCAAGAAAGAAUUAACCCAGAUCAAAACUAAAAUUGACUCCUUGCUAGGGCGCCUGGAGAAGAUUGAGAAGCAGCAGAAGGCUGAGGCAGAAGCUCAGAAGAAACAAUUGGAGGAGAGUAUAGAGCUGAUCCAAGAUGAAUGUGUGUCAGAGAAUGCAGAUCACUCUACAGAGGAGCCUGCUGAAGGAGGGCCAGAUGCGGAUGGAGAAGAGAUGACUGAUGGGAUAGAGGAGGACUUCGAUGAAGAUGGGGGUCAUGAGCUGGAUAAUUACUUGUAUGUAAUCAUUUACAAUCAAGGAACAAAGGAAGAGUUUCUGCAGAUAAAGUGAUCUGAAGUAAUAAAUGAUGUCACGAAAGCAGAAAAGAGAAACUCUGACAACCCCCAGAAAUGUGAAAGGAGGUUUCUUACUGGAUAGCAGCAUCUUCAGUUCAAUUUAUACAAAAACCCAAAUAAAUAAAAUGGACAGUAUUGUUCAAUUUUAGAAAUUCCAUUUCUUCUAUGUUCUAAGCUGUAUAAUUGUCAGGUUUUUAUGGUUUAGAUUGUAAAUGUGUUUUUCCCUUUGCUAAUUAUGUUGUUGUUUUUUUUAAGUCUUAAAAGUCUUAAGAUGUGAAGGACAUUUAUGAAUGGUAAAGGAGACACUGUAUACAAAUGUAUAUUUGUAAAAGCUAUUUUUAUGAUUAGCAUGUUUUACUGUUUAUCAUAUAUAAAGGCAGGUGAUAUUGCAGUUCUACAUUUAAAGCUUAUUUCCCACAUUGUCAUGUAAGAAAAGAUAUAUUGUAUGCUAGUUUUUAUAAUUUAUUUUUAAUUUAUAGUUUAAAGUACUUCAUAAGGAUAAAACACUUACAAAGGUUAUAUUUCUGCCUUCUAUAAGCACCAUUUUAUUAAUAAAGAAUGCAAAUAUUUCAGAUGUAAUUAGUUGAAGGACUUUUGGCUUUACCUGGGAUUAUAUUGAGCAUUCUCUGUUCUACUGAACUG
This is a messenger RNA of Manis pentadactyla (Chinese pangolin), 2020 nucleotides long. RefSeq names its product RALY RNA binding protein like (gene RALYL). Gene Ontology annotation, cellular component: nucleus. Gene Ontology annotation, molecular function: RNA binding. The transcript is spliced from 12 exons. NCBI's taxonomy places the organism in Eukaryota, Metazoa, Chordata, Mammalia, Pholidota, Manidae. The record is from RefSeq and is a predicted model, not a curated record. The coding region runs from base 444 to 1373 and encodes 309 amino acids.